Molecule: messenger RNA, 1390 nt
Organism: Cloeon dipterum
Lineage: Eukaryota; Metazoa; Arthropoda; Insecta; Ephemeroptera; Baetidae
Product: phospholipase A1 VesT1.02-like
Exons: 7
Coding region: 98-1303 (401 amino acids)
Biological process (GO): lipid catabolic process
Molecular function (GO): lipase activity
Source: RefSeq, a predicted model, not a curated record
GCGGCGACGGCGGCAGGGAGUGAGAUGUUGAGUGUACCGCUAUUCCUAUAGUCAGUUUCUGGCGGUUCUCGCGCGAGAGCGAGCGUGUUUGCUGAGGAUGGCCUCCUGCGUGCCCUGGACCGUCGCGGUCCUCUGCGUCUUCGCCGCCUAUCUCGCAGUAAUUCCAAAUUGCGAGGGACAACGACAACGGCCGCACCAAGCGCGCCAGGAUCCUCCCGCCGACAUGCUACUGCUCGACCGGGAAAAUAAAACAGGAAACGCGUCAGCCAACUGCUUACAGAAGGACGAGAGACUGAUGUGCCCUGACCCUGAUAUCAGGUUCUACCUUUACGUCGGAUCAUCUGGCGAGGCAGACGAAAUCAACACGACUGAUCCUGAGUGGUUUGCCAGGAGCAAGUUCAACCCUGAGGCGCCAACGGUGAUGCUGGUGCACGGUUACCGUGGUGGUGAAUCACUUAUGCCAACUGUUGUUCUCAAAAAUGCUUACAUAAAACUGGGCACAUACAAUUUGAUCACUGUCGACUACGGGCCGCUGGUGAAGACCCCGUGCUACAUACAGGCUGUCAACAGCCUCAAGGCAGCGUCUAAGUGCAUCGCGCAGAUGCUCUACUACUUCCGCGAACAGAACAUCGCCUCAGAAAAAUUCACCUGUAUUGGCUUCAGCUUGGGAUCGCACGUCUGCGGGCUCAUUGACAAUUUCGUUGAUACCAAACUUGAAAAGAUCAUUGCUCUAGACCCGGCGCGUCCGCUGUUGGCCAACAGGUGGGACAGCGACAAGCUGGACCCAAAGGACGCGAAGCAGGUGCAAGUUGUGCACACAAACGCCGGCUUCUACGGCCAGACGGGCUGGACGGGCACAAUUGACUUCUGCGUCAACAACGGCGCGCAGCCGUACUGCCAAAAAACUCGCAGGGUCUUCCGGCCACGGCGUCCUUCUUCAGAUGAGCAACUGUGUAGCCACGCCCACGCCGUCUGCUACAUGGCCCAGAGCCUGUGGAUAGAGCGCGCCCAGGUCGGCGAACCCUGCGCCAAUCGCUGUCCGCAGAGCAACUUCUUCGACCGCCGCGGUCCCGAGGUCAUCAUGGGACAGUUCACGCCGUCCUAUGCGACGGGAACAUACUGCGUGAGAAACGAUGUGCCAGCCUACUGCCUGGGUGCCGACCCGAACGACCCUGAGUUUGGUGAUAUCCGCUGCUGCCCUGUUAUUCACAACAACACCAGGUCAAGAAUCAGCAACUUUGUCAGUGAUCGGCGGGCUGAGCGACGCAAAAAGAUGUGGCAACGAUUCGAAAACGACGACUAACGAACUCGCAUCGCAGAAUAACCAUUUUACCUUUAUUGUUAUUUAUGAAAAGUUUGUUUCGGAAAUAAAGCGGCCUUUGCCCCCAAA